AUGGAUCAGCGUGCUAAACUCAAAGGAAUUACUUCGAAGAAAGAGCGUCGAUUAUCUCAAAACGCAGACGUGCUAGGAGUGUGUCUCGUGGCAAAACAUGCCGCUAGUACUGGACGCCACACAGGGCUGCGUACUGGAAGCGUAGUACGUGGUUUGUACGACUACUGCGAAAAGAAGAUAUUUUUAGUUACAAGCGAAAAGAUCGUCCGAGAGGAAGAACUGGAAGACCUGAAGAGGAGAAAGAACGUGUUGAACGCGAGCGAUUAUACCUUGUACUUCUUAUCAAGUAGUGAUCCUCAUUCGCACAGCGAGCCGCCAAAAACGUAUCAGCUUCAGGAUGUAACUAAUCUGAUUGACUCCGAGGAAAAAGUAAUUUUCAAUUCCGGUCUGGUAAUCAUUCCUAUUGCUUCUGAGAAACUGAGUGAAAACUCUGGCCUAAAAAAAUUUCGACCUUUUGCAGCCAGUACAGAAGUAGCCGAGCUAAAAGACCUAAACGAUUCAAUCUGUCAAAUUGUAGAGGGAAGCACUAAAAGUAUUGAUGUGAAAUCGUACAAGAUCGAAUUCAUUGACAAUGAAUGUGCUCUAUCUCUCCCAGAAAAGGAAACUACCCAUCGUUAUAAGAAUUGGACAGAACUUACCGCAGGUGGGGCCAUAACCAAUCUUCACCCCUAUGGAGCUGUCAUCUUAAAGAGUGGACGUGCUGUUGCUGUUCUCAACUUCGUGGAUGGUAAAAUUUCUCCGGUGUGUCUAUCAGAAGUGCAGUUCUCUGGUAAGUAU
This is a messenger RNA of Porites lobata, 777 nucleotides long. The record is from the annotation of a GenBank genome assembly. NCBI's taxonomy places the organism in Eukaryota, Metazoa, Cnidaria, Anthozoa, Scleractinia, Poritidae.